Molecule: messenger RNA, 3165 nt
Organism: Cynoglossus semilaevis (tongue sole)
Lineage: Eukaryota; Metazoa; Chordata; Actinopteri; Pleuronectiformes; Cynoglossidae
Gene: ints4
Product: integrator complex subunit 4
Exons: 24
Coding region: 105-3047 (980 amino acids)
Biological process (GO): snRNA processing
Cellular component (GO): integrator complex
Source: RefSeq, a predicted model, not a curated record
CACAGCAUUCACCAUAACACCAGAGACAGGAAGUAGCUGCUUGCACAGCGCUGGUACAGAAUAAUGGUGUUUCAUGCAGCCAAGCUAAAUAUCUUACCGUGAACAUGGCAGCCCACCUAAAAAGGCGUGUUUAUGAGGAGUUUUCUAAAGUUGUUCAGAUCCAUCAUGAAGAAGCUCCAGCCAAGAAGCUGCGGCUGUCCAAACCCAGCAAAUCUGCAGCUCUGCAUAUUGAUCUCUGUAAAACUACCAACUCCACUGAUGCGUUACAGUACCUGCUGCAGUUCGCACGCAAGCCUGUAGAGGCAGAGAGCGUGGAGGGUGUGGUUAGGAUCCUGUUGGAGUAUUACUAUAAGGAGACAGACAACUCUGUGAGAUUAAAGAUCGCCUCUCUGCUGGGUCUUCUGUCAAAAACCCAGGGUUUCAGUCCUGAUUGCAUUGUGGACGAUGCCAUCAACACACUGGUCAAUGAAAAGUCGCAUCAGGUUCUCGCUCAGCUACUGGACACUCUGCUGGUCAUUGGUUCACAACUUCCUGAGAGUCCUUCAGUCAGACAGAUGCUAGUAGAGGUGGCCUGCAAGCACUUGUCUGAUUCCUACUUUGGGGUGAGGAACAAGUGCCUCCAGCUCCUUGGCUGUCUUGGUCUGGUGGACACUCCUCUCAACAAGGACAGUGAUGGAGUAGGAACACUGAGGCACACAGGAGCACAGAGAGAUGUUCAGACCAUCAUCAGUGAUUACUUUGGAGACCAGGACCCUAGAGUUCGUACUGCAGCCAUUAAAGCCAUGCUGCAGCUCCAUGAGAGAGGAAUGAAGAUCCAGCAGAUCAUAUAUGAUCAGGCCUGCAGGCUGCUGUCAGAUGACUAUGAGCAAGUUCGUUCUGCAGCUGUUCAGAUGGUUUGGGUGCUGAGUCAGCUGUAUCCAGAAAGCAUUGUACCUAUUCCAUCAUCCAAUGAGGAGAUUCGACUGGUUGAUGAUGCAUUUGGAAAGAUCAGUCACAUGGUCAGUGAUGGUUCCUGGAUGGUUCGGGUGCAGGCUGGAAAAACGCUGGGUUCCAUGCUGCAGGUCAGUCCUCACUUCCUGGAGCAGACUCUGGACAAGAAACUGAUGUCUGAUCUGAGAAGGAAGCGUACAGCCCAUGAAAGAGCCAAGGAGCUGUUUGCUUCAGGAGAGUUUUCCUCAGGCAGGAAGUGGGCUGACGACGCUCCCAAAGAAAAAUUGGACACGAACACGGUCAACCUCAUCGCCUCGGGGGCCUGUGGGGCUUUUGUCCACGGCCUGGAGGAUGAGAUGUUUGAGGUCCGUAUUGCAGCAGUGGACGCCCUGUGCCAGUUGGCCCGGUCCUCUCCAAGCUUUGCAGAAAAGUGUCUGGACUUCCUGGUGGACAUGUUCAACGAUGAGAUUGAAGAAGUGAGGCUCCAGUCCAUCCAUGCCCUGAGAGAAAUCUCCACACACAUCACCCUGAGGGAGGACCAGCUGGACACGGUGCUGGCUGUGUUAGAGGACUCGUCGCGAGACAUCAGAGAAGCUCUCCAUGAGCUGCUGUGUUUCACCAACGUCUCCACCAAAGAGUGUAUCCAGCUGGCUCUGUUGGAACUGCUGAAGAACCUCAACAAGUAUCCUACUGACCGCAACUCCGUCUGGAAGUGUCUAAAGUUUCUGGGUUCUCGUCACCCGACACUUGUACUUCCCUUGGUUUCUGAGCUGCUCAGCACACACCCGUACUUUGACACUCCAGAGCCUGACAUGGACGACCCGGCCUACAUCGCGGUGCUGGUUCUGGUGUUCAACGCUGCUCCGUCAUGUCCCACCAUGCCAGCACUCUUCUCCGAUCACACCUUCAGACACUACGCAUACCUGAGGGACAGCCUGUCCCACCUCGUACCCCCGCUGAGACUGCCAGGCAGGAAGCAGGUCUAUGGUCUAGACUCUGUGGACUCGGGCUCUGGUCCAGGUUCUGUGGAGUCAGCUCAGGUCUUUCUUCAACAGAGUCUGAACAGAGUCAGCACCAUUCAGAACCUGGAGGCUCCAGGAUCCCAGGACCUGCUCAACUUUACUAUAAGAGACCUGCAGAGACUUGGAGAACUGCAACCUGAACUGGCUGGAGCUGCUGAUUUCUGUGCCACAUAUCUGCGCUGUCAGCUGCUGCUGAUGAAGGCUCUGCAGGAGAAGCUGUGGAACUUGGCUGUUCCUCUGUGCCUCAAACAGAACGUCACUGCAACAGCAGCAGCUCAGCAGAUCUUGGAGGAAACAUAUAAGCUGGAGUUUCUGUACAGUGGUUUGGAGAACAGACAGGUGGCCUCUAUACAUCAUGUCCGUUUACAGGCCAAAGCUCUGCAGCUCAUCCUGACGGCACGCACUAAACAGGGGUUGGAUCUUCUGAUGAGCAGCUGUGAAAAGUUUUUACAGGAGAUUGAUUCUUUUCAAAGGCUAUUCCUGACAGAGUUGCCUCACCUCCAGGACAGUUUUGUGGAUAAGCUGCUGGAGCUGAUGCCUCGACUGUCGAACUGUAAACCAGCAGAACUGGUGAAGAUCCUGCAGACCACGCUCAGACAGAGUGGCCUGCUGCAGCUCCAACUGCCUAAUCAGCAGAUCCACCGGGCCACAGCCACCAUCAUAGAGCCCACAGGGGAGUCUGACAAUCCGCUGCGCUUUACAUCUGGCCUGGUGGUGGCACUCGAUAUUGAUGCAACGCUGGAACACAUCCAGGAUCCUCAGAAGAGUGUCAAGGUCCAGGUUCUUUAUCCUGAUGGACAGAGUCAUGUGAUCCAUCCUAAACCUGGAGACUUCAGAAAGCCUGGUCCUCACAGACACAGACUCAUCACACAAGUGUACCUUUCACACACAGCAUGGACAGAACCUUCUCAGAUUGAAGUGCGCCUCCUCCUGGCCUAUAGCUCCUCCUCCUUUUCCUCGCUCUCAUCUUUGGCAGUUAACCAGUGGAGUGAAAGCAUGGACAGUGUACCACCAUCAGAGGCCGCUGUUGAAGGAACCAUCGAGUUGAGUAAAGCAGUCAAAGUUUUCAUCAUGCCUAAACCUGCCCGACGAUGAAGACUGCUGACAGGAAGAGGAGAGCAGUCACACUGAGGAGGUGCUGUUACUCCUCACGUCUCUGUGCUUGUACUUUUUACUUUAGUUUUUUUUUUUCAUAAAGACAGAUGUGACCCAC